AUGGAGGAAACUUUUUUAUCUGCUAUAGUAAAAUUGAUUUUUUCUGUUAUAAUGUUAAUAUAUACUUCUCAAGAAUGUUUAAAUUUUAUACAAUUAACAUAUAAUACUGGUGUUAGAGUAGAUAGUAAUGAAGCUAUAAGAAUGCUAUUAAUUGUUUUUGUAAUGCAUUAUACCUGUUACAAUUCAUCAUAUCUUAUUCAUGAUGUCAUUUUAAAAAUGUCAAAAGAACAAAUUUUAAGAGAAUUACGUUUAGCUUAA
Molecule: messenger RNA, 258 nt
Organism: Strongyloides ratti
Lineage: Eukaryota; Metazoa; Nematoda; Chromadorea; Rhabditida; Strongyloididae
Exons: 2
Coding region: 1-258 (85 amino acids)
Source: RefSeq, a predicted model, not a curated record